AUGGACAACGCAUCCGAAGACGAAUUUAGCGAUUCUGGAUCUGAAUCUUUCGUCCAGCGAAAUAUUCCUUCAAUUGAAUCCAAGGAAAUUUGUCUUGACACCGUUGAGAAUUGGAUAACACAUCGUGAGGAGACUGUGAUGCGCAUCGAUCAAUUCGUUCAAAGCAAUCACGUGAUAUUUGUUCGCGCUCCCCCGUUCACAGGAAAAACCUCAUUAUGUAUCUUGCUUGAGAAAUACUACAGAAAGAAAGGAACAUUCGUGACACAUAUUUGUUUCCUGGGUGUAGAAGACAUGCCUUUCGAGGAAUUUUGGGUGAAUGAAACGGGAAAAAGUUGGAAAUACUGGUUAGAUUCUAAACACG
Molecule: messenger RNA, 361 nt
Organism: Acaulospora morrowiae
Lineage: Eukaryota; Fungi; Glomeromycota; Glomeromycetes; Diversisporales; Acaulosporaceae
Source: the annotation of a GenBank genome assembly